This is a messenger RNA of Stomoxys calcitrans (stable fly), 637 nucleotides long. RefSeq lists its product as uncharacterized. The record is from RefSeq and is a predicted model, not a curated record. The coding region runs from base 76 to 618 and encodes 180 amino acids. NCBI's taxonomy places the organism in Eukaryota, Metazoa, Arthropoda, Insecta, Diptera, Muscidae. Gene Ontology annotation, biological process: proton motive force-driven ATP synthesis. Gene Ontology annotation, molecular function: proton-transporting ATP synthase activity, rotational mechanism. The transcript has a single exon.
AAUAACACGAGUAAAACCCUGACCAAAAGACUUUAUAUUAUUAUUAUUUUGUAAUUUGUGAUUUAUUGCGGGAACAUGAAUGGAACGACGGCCUUUGAGCCUGUACCUACAAAGGCUGCGCUAGCUCUUAAAAAUAAACAAAGGACUGAGUUUAAAGCGUUAAUUUUCGAAGAACCUAAAAUCAACAGGGAUUUCGAACUGAACCAGCCCCUAGUGACCAAGAAAAAUAAAAUCUCAAAUUCAAGACCUGAUGAAGACGGAAAUGCCUUUGAUAUCAAGAAAGCUCGUCAUGAAGUAAUAAAUUUUGCCAUGAACAACCAGCGUAUUCAAAAGAAUCAAAAGAAAAUGCAAAUAUUUCAAAUGGUGCAGUUAGGAGCAAAGCCGCCAAAGAAGGAACACAAAAAUUACAAAGAACUGCUGGAUGAAAAACGUCGUUUAAAGGAUAUACGAGAAGCCAGAAAGAAAUUUCAUCAGUUGGGUAAAAAUCAAACAGGAGCAGCUUCAGUAAAAUGCCGCAGUAAAACCAAAAUAGAAAAGCAAUCUAAGAAACGAGUUCCAGUGUCAUCUAUAGACCAGCAUUAUGGUGUUGCUAGACCAAAGUUAAAGAAGAAAAAAUGAAUAAAAUUAAAGUUUAUUA